Molecule: messenger RNA, 3935 nt
Organism: Austrofundulus limnaeus
Lineage: Eukaryota; Metazoa; Chordata; Actinopteri; Cyprinodontiformes; Rivulidae
Product: macrophage colony-stimulating factor 1 receptor 2
Exons: 22
Coding region: 36-3032 (998 amino acids)
Biological process (GO): cytokine-mediated signaling pathway; protein phosphorylation; osteoclast differentiation
Cellular component (GO): plasma membrane; signaling receptor complex; CSF1-CSF1R complex
Molecular function (GO): macrophage colony-stimulating factor receptor activity; cytokine binding; ATP binding
Source: RefSeq, a predicted model, not a curated record
GGUUCAGCUUCAGUCUGAACAACAGAGAGAGAGAGAUGUGGCUCCAUUYACUGCUGCUGUCGCUCGCCCUCAGCUGCUGCUCUGCUGCAGAACUCCCUGGACCUCCAUCAAUUUAUUUGAACUCAUCCUUCCAACAGAACCAAUCCGAGGUGGUCCUGAGUGCUGGCUCCGCCUUCAGGCUGGGUUGCUAUGGUAACAAAUCAGUCCACUGGUCCAGCACUGCAAUAAUUCCAGUGUACACAGACAAACGUUUGAAUCCACUGCACGUCAGCAAGGCAGAUCCCAGACACACUGGUACUUACCUGUGUAUGUACACCAAUCAGAGUCUGAGCCACCUGAACACCUGGAUCCACCUGUACAUCAAAGACCAAGCUGACCCGUCCACCAUGUUCGUCACACCUCGUCGCCAACCCAGCCUCAAAGAGGGGGAUGACUUCCUGUUCAGGUGUCUGCUGACGGACCCGUCCCUCACAAACCUCACUCUCCAAUCAGAAGACAGGGAAAGAGCUCUGCCACCAGGUAUGAACGUCGUAUUUGACCAUCGGAGAGGAGUCCUGAUAAAAGACCUGAGGACGUCCUUCAAAGGACAGUACACCUGUUCAGGAUGGAGAGACGGACAAGAGUUCAGGUCCAAACCUGUCAACCUCCAGAUUGGUCCCAGACUAUUCCCCCCUGUCUUGUCCAUCAGUCAGGUUGAAGUUCUUCGUCUGGAAGGAGAGCAGUUCGAGGUCACCUGUCAGACAAGUAACCCCUCCCACUUUGUAACUGUCUCCUGGACACACCCACAGAUAAAGGAACUGAGCUGCGCUGUCAGACGAAACUAUGAAAAUAACUACCUGUAUAUCAACAACACUCUGACUAUUUCUGCUGUCAGCCAGAGCCACGGCGGACCAUACACCUGUACUGCUGUCAACGAAGUUGGGGUAUCCACGGCCACCAUGUAUCUUAGAGUGCUGGAUCAUCCCUACCUGAGAAUUUACCUGUACCUGCACACUGCUGCUGCUCUGCACAUCACCCACAGUCUGUUUGCUAACUCCAGCAGCAUGCUAGAGGAGAAGCAGGAGGAACCAUCUACUAAUACUAGCUGCUCACAGGAAGUCAAAGGAGAUCUGAUUGCUAACAUAAGUGAUAUGAAUGGUGAUGGCAGUGCCAACAUUAGAGGCCACAGCAGAGUGAACGUGUAUGAAGGUGGAGAUAUAACCCUUACCGCUGUCCUGGAGGCAUAUCCUCCAACCCACAGACAUCACUGGAUAACUCCAUCACAACUAAACAAUGAUGGCACCAUUGAGUUUGAGAAGAGCUUCGCUGCUAAUGGCUACAAGUUGAARGCAAGCCUUCUCCUGAGACGUGUACGUCAGGAGGAUCGAGGUCAAUACACAUUUCAGUUUUCUAACUCGUUUUUUAAUGGCUCUCAGGAGGUGGACCUCCGUAUCUAUCGUUCUCCAACUGCAACCAUCAUUCAGCAAAACAACACUCUGACCUGCAGCAGCUCUGGAUAUCCUCGACCCACAGUCCUCUGGCUGACCUGCAUCAGCAUGGAUGUAUGUGAAAACGCCACCACCUAUCAGGUGACUCCUCCAACAGCUGUGACCUCACAGGAGGAGGAGGAGGAGGAGGAGGUAAAGAUACACUUCCCACUGUCAAAUGAUGAAGACCUCACAGUCGUGUGUGUGGCCAACAACCUGGUGGGAGAAUCUCGAAAACAAUUUCUUCACUAUCCUACAGGUCUUCGUGCCAUCUUCACAGCCCCUCUGUUUGGAGCUCUGAGUAUGGCGACCAUCCUCCUCCUCCUUCUAUUGGUUGUCUUAUAUAAGUGCAGACAGACUCCAAAGUAUGAGAUACGCUGGAAGAUUAUUGAGAGCACAGACGGAAACAACUACACCUUUGUUGACCCAACCCAGCUGCCGUACAAUCAGAAGUGGGAAUUUCCUAGAGACAAACUGCGCCUUGGUCCGGUCUUGGGUUCAGGGGCRUUUGGGAAGGUUGUUGAGGCAACGGCAUACGGUUUGGGAACCGACUGCAAAGCCACUAGAGUCGCCGUCAAGAUGCUUAAACCAAGUGCUCAUUCAGAGGAACGAGAGGCAUUGAUGUCAGAGCUCAAGAUCCUCAGYCAUCUGGGUUAUCAUGGCAACAUUGUCAAUUUGCUUGGAGCAUGUACUCAAGGAGGCCCCAUGCUAAUGAUCACAGAGUACUGCAGCCAGGGCGACCUGCUCAACUUCCUGCGGGCUCACGCUCAGAACUUCAUGAGGAGUGUGGACGAGGUGGAGGACCAGGGCUUUUAUAAGAACAUAGCAGCUCAGAACACUAGACUGCGCAGUGACAGCGGGAUCUCAUGUUGGUCAGACUACCAGGAGAUGCAGACAGUUCUUAGUCCUGAUCAAACAAACCCCAGUGAGCACACGGACAGCGUGUCUGUCACUGAUCUUAUGAGGUUUUCCUGCCAGGUGGCUCAGGGUCUGGAGUUCCUAUCCUUCAGGAAUUGCAUCCACAGAGACGUGGCAGCGAGGAACGUGUUGCUGACGGAUCGUCGUGUUGCAAAGAUCUGUGAUUUUGGUUUGGCUCGGGACAUUCGAAAUGAYGACAGCUACAUCGUUCAAGGAAAUGCCCGCCUGCCAGUGAAGUGGAUGGCUCCUGAAAGCAUCUUCCAGUGUGUCUACACCGUCCAGAGUGACGUCUGGUCCUAUGGAGUCCUGCUGUGGGAGAUCUUCUCUCUUGGUAAGAGUCCAUACCCCAACGUUGCUGUGGAUACAAACUUCUACAAGAUGAUCAAAGAUGGACACCACAUGGAUCAGCCAGACUUUUCUCCAAAUGAAAUGUAUCACCUGAUGAGGCUCUGUUGGAGUUUGGAGCCCACCCACAGGCCGACUUUCAAAACGAUUGGUCAGCUCAUCAACAGGCUCCUCCCCUCCACCAACGACAUACUGUCCCAUCACAAUGAGCAGGUGACAUAUGAAAACAUUGAUGAGAGCAUAGAAGAAGAAAACGAGGAGGUCCGAGGUGAAAUGUUCAAAACAAAAGAAGAAGGAGGUUAGAGUUGGUUUGCACUCACUCAACGUACCGACAGAAAGAUCACCAUGACAACAAUGAAGAUGGCGAGGGGGUGGAACUGACCAGGAAGAACAUCUACCAGCUCUCCUAACGCUGCGUUCCUCAACACUGUGACGUCAGACUGAUGUCAGUUCUGAGCUGAAAGGCUUCUAGGUUCCACCUUGUCAGAACAUUGAAAAAAGAGUUUUUAUUUCUUGCUUUGAUGGAAUAAUGCAACAAUAACACAACAGUGCUCUACGUACUACAUGUAUGACUGACUUAAUGCAAGGUAAACAACACAAAACUGGACAAAACCAGAAGAGUUUCCCUUUGCUGCUUAGAGGAGCAGCCAUGUUGAACUGAUGACAUCACACAUGCUCAGGUAUGAUUGUGUUGCACCGAGUUCCACACUCAAAAUUACAACAUUAGUGGGUGUUCCACUUGAUAUUUCCAACUAGGAAGUCUGAAAUUCCGACCUCAGAAUACAACUAAAACGCAGCAUAAUCCUCUGAUCCAAUCAGAACGCAUCACCAGCAGAACGCUUUCACAAAAGAUGUUUCUGAAACCAAACCUGUCAUUUUAUAAACUAAAUGUUUGAUUUUUCAGCCUGAUUUCCACAUUUUAACAAAUGUUUUGUCAACUAAAACAAUCAGAAAAAACAUGUUGGAAAAAAACUUAAUGUAAGGAUUCAAAGUAUUUAAAUCAUUUUUAUUGUUUUUAAAUGAUUUUUUAUAAAAAGCAAUCAUUUCUGUUGGUUAGUUUUUACAUUUUUUUCUGUUCGACUCAAACAUGUUUGAAACUAUUAUAUAUAAAGAUCUGGAUCAUUUUAUUGUUAAAGCAAAACAUAGAUGUCAGUUUUGUCCUAAAUUAAAAUUUAAACUUAAUAAAGUUUGAAUUUGUUGUUUGUA